GAUCCAGAAGAGUGUUUGUGGAGACUCUUCAUAAGCGCGUCAGCCGUACAUGGAUGUUCCUUGCUGGACAGAAGACAGAAUAAGUGAUGACUCUCAGGGGUCUCCGGACGUCCCGUUCUGACGCACAAAGCAUUACACAACACUAAGAUGAGUGGAAUCUGCUCGGAUCAGGUGGUCUCUGUGCGUCCAGCGGUGUAGCUGUGUUCAGGAACGUGUCGAGCGGGGGGGUCCUGGCCGAUCACCUGUGGCGAACCGGACGUCCUCUGUUCAUCACACUGAGAGAGAGAGAGAGAGAGCUUGAGCGCAGGGCGGCGUGCUGCAUUCAGCCUCCAGCAGGAGAGAGAUAAAGACACUAGAGAGGGGUCUGCGUGUGAAUCUGAGCUGAUGGCAAACUCAGCGUGUGUGAUGCUGUCAGGCUGCGGGAUGCUGCCACAUUCACUGCACUGCCCACCCGCGUACCUUUACCUGCCCCAGGGUAACCAGGAGGCCAGCAGUCCCGCGGACGCCAUGGCCCAGACUUACACCCCGCAGUACGCCCCUCAGAACGGAAUCCCUGCCGAGUUCACAACACCGCACGCCCUUCCCACGCAAGAUUACACGGGACAGAGCCGCGUUCCCGAUCACAGCCUGACCAUCUACACGCCGACGCACAGCGAGCUGCCCAACGGUGACAGCAACACGCCGGCCAUUUCCUCCAGUACCAACAACACAACGACAGACGACGUGACGCAAACGGUAGUUUCCCAGCAGGUGAUGCUCUCAGAGUCCACGGAGAAACAGCAGCCCAAGAGGUUACACGUCUCCAACAUUCCCUUCCGCUUCCGGGACCCUGAUUUACGGCAGAUGUUUGGGCAAUUUGGGAAGAUCUUAGACGUGGAGAUUAUCUUUAAUGAAAGGGGAUCAAAGGGCUUUGGCUUUGUAACGUUUGAAACGAGCUCAGACGCAGACCGUGCGCGGGAGAAACUAAACGGUACAAUCGUAGAAGGACGAAAGAUUGAGGUGAACAACGCCACAGCCAGAGUCAUGACCAAUAAGAAGGCAGUAAAUCCAUACACAAACAGUUGGAAACUGAAUCCAGUCGUAGGAGCCGUGUAUGGACCUGAGCUCUACGCAGUGACGGGUUUCCCGUAUCCGGCCGCGGGGGCGACGAUGGCUUACAGAGGAGCUCAUCUGAGAGGCAGAGGUCGAGCUGUUUAUAACACCUUCCGUACGGCUCCUCCUCCUGCACCCAUCCCUGCAUACGGAGCAGUUCUGUAUCAGGACGGAUUCUACGGCGCUGAGAUCUACGGUGGUUAUGCAGCGUACAGAUACACACAGCCCACGACAGCUACAGCUUACAGUGACAGUUAUGGGAGAGUCUAUGCAACAGCAGAUCCAUAUAAUCAUACCAUCAGUCCUGCAACCGCUUACAGUGUGGGUACCAUGGCUAGCCUGUACAGAGGAGGCCACAGUCGCUUCACGCCGUACUAAACAACAACAGCAAACAAACAAACAAACAAAAAGCGCCGAACUCUUUGUUGGAGUUUGGUUCAAUCUAAAAUGCUUCCAGGUCACAGCGACGACCUCAGCUCACCCGCAUCCUCUCGAACCCGAUGGCGACGACGAUUGAGGACCGCGGUUGAUUUUGAAGAACAUGUACAGAACUGAUCAACGGAGAAAUCACCGGAUUAAAGCGCCUCAUGAACGACCUUUUGUUUAUAAUGUUGCCAAUGUUUACAUAUUUCUAUUUCUAUGCUGUUUGAUUGUCUCUCACAUUUGACUUUGUGUUUCUAAAUGCGUCAUUAUUGAUAUUAAUAUAACUAAACGAUCUUUAUUAUCUACUGUAUAUAUCUGCUAGUGUCCGUUUAGACGUGAAAUAUCUCAGGAUCCUCUCUUACUUGUCGCUGAAUUCACGUUCACCCCAGCAACCUCCAAAUUCACCCUCAGAUCUGAAAACACGGUCCUCGCUGAUGUAGAACGGCACUUUGUGUAUGAAGAAGUCGUCACUGUUUGUUUAGGAAGUCAUCUGUGCAUGAUAUGAUACUGAUAAGAGGACACGACGGGUGUUUGGACCUCGCAUGGUUUAGAUUUACCUCUGAAAGCAGCGAGCAGGUUUAACACACACAGAAUUUCUGAUCAAAUACAGAAUGAGAUUUAAAGGAGGAAGAGGACGGAGAGGAGACGUGUGAAAGAGAUCUGUCUCAGAGAACGUGUGUGUGAAAAUACAGGGGGAGAGAAUCAGAAAAAUGCAGCAUGUCUUCGUGAAGGUCCUUCCACUUCUGCUGUCAUUCUGUUUCAUGUUUCCAGCACCUCGACGGUUUUUACGAAAUGCAGGUUUUAUUUCCUAAUGCUCACACACAGACUUCAGCUCUUUUUCAUCACUAACAUGUCCUGUUAACAGCUGUAAAAACACAUUUGUUCCAUUAGGAAUACUUCAUCCUCACAUGAGUAUUUACUAUAGUAAACUGCAGUAUACUGUAGUGAUGACUACACUUUAGGAUUUUAAGCAUAAACUAUAUCAAAGUGAUAGACUAGUAAACAUUGUAGGAUGCUUAGUAUAUAUAGCAUUUAUAAAAGUAAACUAGUGAAUCGUAGUAUACUGUAGUGUACUAUAGUAAUCGCCAGUGUUGGGUAAAUUACUCUCAAAAAGUAACUAAUUACUAGUUACUAAUUACAUAUUCAAUAGUGUAAUAGAUUAUUGUACAAAUUACUCUCUCCAAAAAGUAUUUGAUUACUUAUUACUAAUGACUUUCUAUAUCCUACAUCAACCUUGAUAAGUUAAGUGAUUCAAGGAUAGACAUGAAACGGCUCUUUAAAUUCAUUGAAAUAAAUAAAAUAAACUACAUAAAGUACUCUUAUUAACUGACCAAAGUAUGACAAAUGUGAGAAUUAUGCAUUAAAGCAUUCAUUUUAAAGUUAGACUUUGAAUUUUGAUGUCAAUUCCACUAUUGCACACACAUAUAUUACACAAAGUAUUUAGUUUAAUUACAUCAGAAGUAACUGUAAUUAAAUUACAGAAAAAACAGAGUAAUCCCUUACUUUACUUUUUCAAAAGAAAAGUAAUUAAAUGACAGUAACUAAUUACUUAGUAACUAGUUACACCCAACACUGGUAAACGCGACACUUGUUUAAUGUAUACAACAGUAUUCUGUAGUAUUGACUAUAGUGAAGUGAUCAACUGUAGUAAAUACUGUAGCGUACUUUAAUAUUUAAAUACUAUAAUAUUUACUAUAGCACUGUAGUAUCUACACUUUACUGUAGUAAAUACUAUACUUGUAUACUGUAGUAUGUUUUUCAUUGUUCUGGCGGUAUGCAAAAACUGAGUUGAGACUUCUGCUACAAAAAAGCUGAACUACACAUGUAAAGUAGUUUUUUGUUUCUCAGCAAACCAUCAAAUUCUCUAAAGAUCCUCUACGGUUGUGUUUCAUACGCUCACGACAAACAGACCGAUGAACUAAAUCUCUUCAAGACUGAUCUCAGAUCAGAUGCUCGUCUGUUAUUCUGUCUGUGGUUGAGAGACAGAUUACAGUGUUACACUUAAAGCUGGUGUGCUUGAGAUGUUAUUCCUAACAACAGAUCUCAACUACUCACUAGUUCUUCAGAUGUCUCAAUGUUUAUUAUAGUACCGAUAUAAACCUCUUGAUGUCUGUGAUAUUAAACAAACCAACCAAAGCGGAGAACGUAAACCUCUGAAUAUAGAAAGAAUUAGAAUUCAUUGAAUAUAAUUAUUUUUAAAGGGGCUCGCUUGUGUGUGUAUGUGAAGGGUCGACACACCGCAUCUUUUCUGAACGUUGUGAAAAUAUUCAGGAUCCAGUUUAAAACAUGUUUUUUUCCAGCGUUCGUGUUUUUAAUCCUGCAGAGUGAAAUGUUAACACGGAUGCACUGAAAGAGUGAUGUGAUGGCAUUAUAUUGUACCAUUAACCAGCAGACGGGUGUAAACGUAUAGACAUGAACCAGCUCAUUUUAUUUGAUUUGAGUAAUAUAAACGCAUCACAUGUCAUUCUGAAGUUCUCGUGAAGUCUACGUCAGCACAGAGGACUGAAGUGAUCUCACGUGAGUCCUGUAGACUGACGUCUAUUUGCUCUUCAGGGUUCAACCCAGCAAACAAUUUUUGGUUCCCAGAACGUUCCCCUAACGUUAGUUUUUGGUUCCCAGAACGUUCCCCUAACGUUAGUUUUUGGUUCCCAGAACGUUAUUUUCUGGUUAUUUAAAAAAAAACCCAGCCUGCAACGUUCUGGGAACGUUAUUUUCUGGUUGCAAAAAUAAAACCGGAAAAGAGCGUUCUUAGAACGUUAUUUUUUGGUUCUCAAAAAAAUAACCAAAAGGGAACCAAAAACUAACGUUAGUGGAACGUUCUGUGUUUGCUGGGAAUUCUUCUGGACCGCCUUGUUUACUACACUAAGCAAAAAAAGAUUAUGAGUUGAAAAGACAAAAAAGCAAAAAAGGACUCUUUGUAAAUGUAUUAUAUAUAUAUAUAUAUAUAUAUAUACAUCAUACUUGUUUCAAAUAUCUAUAUAGUGGAGUUUCUCUAUACGUCUAAAAAAAGAAUGAUUCUUUAACUCAAUUUUUAUUUCUCUGUUUUUCUUGGAUAUGUUUAUCUAUUGCACUGUAUAUGAUGUGGUCUUUUUUCCCAUGAGAAAUGAUAUUUGAUGUUUAUAUAUUCAUUAUACAUACAUAUAUAUAUAUAUACAUUCAUGUUCAUUAUAAUUCAUGAAUAUAUCUACAUAAAUAAAGAGCUUAAAGUACCAGCGUUUGAAAAUCAAAGUUUAGUUAUUUUACAAGAAACCUAAAAUAC
This is a messenger RNA of Triplophysa rosa, 4774 nucleotides long. RefSeq names its product RNA binding protein fox-1 homolog 3-like. Lineage: Eukaryota; Metazoa; Chordata; Actinopteri; Cypriniformes; Nemacheilidae. The record is from RefSeq and is a predicted model, not a curated record. Gene Ontology annotation, molecular function: mRNA binding. Bases 385 to 1470 code for a protein of 361 amino acids. The transcript is spliced from 15 exons. Gene Ontology annotation, biological process: regulation of alternative mRNA splicing, via spliceosome; nervous system development. Gene Ontology annotation, cellular component: cytoplasm; nucleus.